CUGAGUUGAACAACUUGUUGAUAUGCACAGAUAAAGUAAUGUUCGUGGCAAUGAAGUAAUCCGAAGACAAAAAGUCACAUGUCCUAGAAAGCGUAAACGAGAUAGUGUACCAAGGUUUAAUAAUCUUCUUUACGCUUUGUCUAAAGUAAUUGAGAACUUACAGAGGGUAGUAAAUUAAAUUACGCGGUUUCCUUCGUUGUAUGCACCCCAAUAAUGGACAUCGAAAACCGACCGAAAGGCGGCGCACCUCGCCUCGAUGCAGCAUUAACAACGAAAUCGAAGUCACUUUGUCGUAGCAAAUCCUGCAGCGCCUGCUUUAUCCUGAGUUUAAUUUGCACCUAUCUGGCAACAUUAAUCGUUCUACUAGACCAAACUGUCGUCGAGGCAGUAAGCUAUGGUCAACAUGAUUCGAAUAGAUCAGAGGCAUAUACAAUAUUGUUUGAUUCCGAUAAAAGCUUCAGAUUGCCAGAAGAAGUCGUACCUAUUCAUUAUGACCUCUACUUGCAUCCAAAACUUAAAGAAGGCACAUUUUCCGGAAAGGUGACCAUUCUCAUUGAUGUCAAACAGAACUACAACAGGAGAUUCAUAGCUCUCCAUCAAAAGAAUCUCAAUGUAAAAUCUGCAAAGUUAACGUACGAUUUAGAUGAAAACUAUGAAAUUAACAUCUCUUACAUCAAUAAGCCUUCCAAAUAUGAAAUUUUUACGAUAUUAACUGAAAAUGAGAUUAAAUCAGGAUUAUAUCACUUGAGUCUAGAAUUUGAUGGAAGUCUAAAGGACAAAAUGGACGGAUUUUAUUCCAGCACAUAUCAGUAUACGAGUGAUAACAUUAAUGAAACCAGGUACAUUGGGACUACUCAGUUCGAGCCAACAUAUGCUAGACAAGCUUUUCCGUGUUUCGAUGAACCCCAUUUGAAGGCAGAAUUUUCGAUAAAACUGGUUUAUCCCAUGGAUAAUGGCUAUCAUGCUUUGUCUAAUAUGAAUGUAAAGAGUACGGAGAUACAUACACCGAAACGUAAUCUAGCAACAGUGACCUUUGCAAAAACUGUACGUAUGUCCACGUAUCUAGUUGCUUUUGUUAUUAGUGACUUUGUUGGCACAAGUAAAAUGGCAAAGGGCUUAAAUGGGCGAGAAUUUCCGGUUAGUGUUUAUACCACAAGACUUCAAUCAAAGGAGAAAAGAGAUUUUGCAGUGGAUAUUGGCGUAAAAGCUAUCGAAUAUUUCAUAAACUUAUUCAAAAUAGAUUAUCAAUUACCAAAACUCGAUAUGGUUGGGAUUCCUGAUUUUAAAGCCGGCGCUAUGGAAAAUUGGGGCAUAGUGACUUACAGAGAAGCAAGGUUGAUUUAUGAUGACCAUAGUAACUCCAUUUAUGAUAAGCGCGCAGUAAUUAACGUAAUUUGUCACGAACUAGCACAUAUGUGGUUCGGAAAUCUAGUUACUAUAAACUGGUGGAACGAUUUAUGGCUCAACGAAGGUUUCGCUACAUUUAUGAGUUUUAAAUGUUCAGACGCGAUUGUACCAAACCAACAAUAUAUGGAGGAAUUUCCUAUAUCAAUAAUGCAGAAUGUGUUCGUUUCCGACUCAAAAUUAAGCUCUCAUCCUAUCGUUUAUAAUGUCCAAAAUGCAGCUGAUAUUGCAGCAUUCUUUGAUGACGUAUCUUAUCAAAAGGGAUCAUCUAUAAUCCGCAUGAUGGAAAAUUUUUUUGGAUCUGAUGUCUUCUUCGGUGCAAUUAAUAGCUAUUUGAAUAAGUACUCUUAUGAGAAUGCAGAGACGGCAGAUCUCUUCGAAGUUUUGCAAAAUGCGGUUGGAAACAAAUUAAAUGUAACAGCUGUAAUGGACACUUGGACACGACAAGAAGGCUUCCCCGUUAUUAACGUGAAAAAGUCUGAAAACAAAUUUGUAUUAACCCAGAAACGAUUUUUGGACGAUCAAGAUGCCAAAUUCGAUCCUUCAGAAUCCAAUUACAGAUAUCGAUGGACCAUACCCAUCACUUAUAUCACUAACAGAAACAAGAAACCCACUCUUGUAUGGUUCAACAGGAAUGCAAAUAAAUUGGUAAUUAAGGUCGACAGACGUACCAAAUGGAUCAAAUUAAACGCAGGCCAAGUUGGUUUUUAUCAAGUUAAUUACAAAAAGGAAUGGAAAACUUUCAAGGAGUUGCUUCGUUCUUGCCACACGAAAAUAUCCUCAUUGGAUCGAGCAAAUCUUUUGGGCGACAUGUUUAGUUUAGCUGAUGCCGGUGAGAUUGAAUAUAACACUGUGAUGGAUAUAAAUGUAUAUCUCAUCAAGGAAAGUCACGCUUUUCCAUGGAAGGUUGCGAAAUCGAAAUUGAUGACGAUGCAUGCUCUAUUAACUUCUUCAUCUAAACCACAUAUUGCGGACAAGUUUCAGUCUUUCGUGUUGAUGUUGGUAGACACCGUCUACAAGAAUGUAGCUUGGAUCGAUAAGACUACUGAGGAUGUUCCGUUAACAUAUAUGAACAGAAUACUGCGACCUACGGUAAUCGAAUUGGCCUGUGCAAUGGAUUCACCUGAAUGCCUAAAAACAGUCGGAGAGCUUUUUAAGGAAUGGCUGAUAGAAGAGAAGCCGCAGCAUCCUGAUAUUCGCGAAUUAGUUUAUUACUAUGGUAUGCGUUAUCGUUCAGAUGAAAACGAGUGGAAUAUCAUGUUUGAGAAAUUUAAAGACGAGACCGAUCCUAGCGAAAAGAAUAAAAUAAUGAUAGGAUUAUCAGGCAUAAAAUCCACUAAAGUUCUAAAGGAGUACAUUACCAGAGCAACUAAUGAGACAUAUGUCCGCACUCAAGAUUUCUUGAGGUGCUUAACUAUGAUUUCCAUGAAUCCCGAUGGUACAUCAUUGGUAUGGAACUGGGUACGCGAGAACUGGGAAUUUUUGGUGAAUAGAUACACUCUGAACGAUCCAUAUCUUGGUCGACUUAUACCAUCCAUUACACGUUCCUUCGCUACACAAAGUAGACUAGAUGAGAUAAAAGCCUUCUUCAAGAAAUAUCCUAAAGCUGGUGCCGGUGUUGCUAGUCGAGCAAAAACUCGCGAGAUAAUCUUAAAAAAUAUCAAAUGGCUCGAUAAAAAUACUAAAAAAUUUGAUAAGUGGUUUUUAAAAAACUGGCCGCUUAAUAAGUCCUAUUAAAUGUACCAACAUAAUAUAUCGAUAUACAAGACAGCUAAAAAAGACGAAAGACUUAACAUACAUAAUCGAUUUUUAAUAAUUAUACUCAAAAACAAAGUUUUCUUAAAUCUUGGUAUGCCUCAAUUGUUGAAAGUAUUACCAGUAGCCUGAAGAUAAUUAAUUGUAAUUUUGUUUGUUAUCACGAACAGUUGUUACGAAAAGGAACAUCAUUCUUGUAAAACAUGAUGCUUAAUGAAAUUAUUCAAUAUAUCAAAAUUACACUACGAUCAAAUAUUUUGGUUUAGUCACACAAUUAUCGCAAUGAUUGGCAGGUAUGCUAAAGGCAGUUUUAAUUAUAUAUACCACAUUUAGUUAACACUAUUAUCCUCAAAUGUGGAUUUUUUUGUCUCAUAAGAUAUAUGAAAAUUAUCAUCAAAUCAUGAAUAUUGAAUCUAUUAUAAGAUCAAUUGCAUUUUUCAAAUAGCCAUCAAUAAGAUAUUGUAGAGA
Messenger RNA from Acromyrmex echinatior (Panamanian leafcutter ant), 3627 nucleotides. RefSeq names its product aminopeptidase A-like. Gene Ontology annotation, cellular component: membrane; cytoplasm. The record is from RefSeq and is a predicted model, not a curated record. Gene Ontology annotation, biological process: proteolysis; peptide catabolic process. NCBI's taxonomy places the organism in Eukaryota, Metazoa, Arthropoda, Insecta, Hymenoptera, Formicidae. Gene Ontology annotation, molecular function: peptide binding; zinc ion binding; metalloaminopeptidase activity.